AUGCAAACAUCAAUAAAUACCGUUGAUUAUGACAACUUAAACAUUAUUACACAUCCACCGCCACCACGACGUCGUCAAAGUGGCAUUUCAUUAAUCCCAUAUCGUCCAUAUGUUAAAUCUUUAAGCAGUGUACGACAACCAUUUUCACACACGAAUGGUAUCGGUGAAUGGGAAGUUAUGGGUAAAGAUGAAAUAUAUUUUACACAAUCCAAUGCAAGAUGUAUUGGAUCAUUACUGACUGAUUGUCACAUAUCAGAUACUAUUCGAUGGGAUAUCGAAGGAGAAUCAACUCGUUUACCAAUGAUGUGUAAAUUAUGGAUGAUCGUGGAUGGUGCUGUUGUUGAACGAGGAAAACCACAUUUAGUUCAAGAUGCAGCUAUACAAGUAUAUACUGCAGGUCGUAAUCUUCGUACAAUAAUUGCAGCACAAAAACGUCAUGAUGAAACAUCAUCAACAACAACAAAAAAAAUUAAUCGACAUCGUCGUCAAUCAUGGCAUGAACUUAAUGAGUAUCACAGUGUAUCUUAUUAUCAAUAUACACGUCCUGUUCGUGCAGAAUUUCAAGCAAGUAUCCAAUGUGAUCUUGACAAUGAAUAUUUUACAAGUAAACAAGAAAUAUUUCAUAAUGCUAACGAACAAAUAGUUCAUGAGAAUGAUAUAAAUGAUUUUCAUUAUGAAAAUGCUCGAGAAACAGUACAUAAUAUAUCAAUACCACAAGAACGUGCUCAGAUAUCAAUUACAACACAAACGGAAAGUCCAUUUAAGAAUCAAUCGACAUCAAUUGAUUAUCAAUUUAUUCGAAUGUUUAAUCUUAAUUUAGAAACAAAUCAAAUACUUUUAUCAUCUAUAGUUAAUCCAUAUCAUCGUGCUUCAACAUCAAAUGAUUUUUCUGACAUUAUAAUUUUUUUUCGUCAUGGUAAACAAUAUAAACAUCAAUCAACAUCAACUGGUGAUGAUUAUCCUCAUUGGUGGUUACGACUUACUACUGAUUUAAUUUUAGCAGAUUUUAUUACAAAUCAAGGUGAGGAGAAGGAGAAAUCUAUAUUACCUCCUUCUCCUCGACAUGAUCAAAGUAUUCAAACAGAAGUAGAAAAGUCAAGACCAUCAUCAGCACGAUCAUCAUCAAUAUCAACACAUUUCGAAUUAAUUAAUGACAUUGAUGAUGAAAAUAAUCCUCAAAGAUUCUAUCCUUUCUCUGACAAUAGUCAAAGAAUUGAUUCUCGUUCAAGUGAUAAUCAAUCUGUUCGUAGUUAUGGAAAUCAUGUUAAACAACGAACAUCAUCAAAACAAUCGGAAGCAGAAUAUAAUUUAUGGGUUACAUCACUUAAUCAACAACAACAUGCUUCAACACCAGACAUUCUUAGUAAUCGAACAGGACGUUAUUCUUCAUCAAAUGAUACAACACAAAUACAAAUAAAAAAUUCUGAAAACACAACAGCAACAACAACUGUAUUAGCAAGUUUACUUGAACGUUAUGAAAAAUCAUUACGUGAACGACAACGAGCUUUUACUAUUAUUAACGAUCAAUUAUUAGACAUUGAUGAUGUACUAAAACAUUAUAAAGACAAAAUAAAAAAUUCCGAACAAUCAAAUACUACAAUGGAAUUUUAUCGAGAUAUGUCGGAUCGAUCAUUAUCAACAAUAACAAAUAUUAUACGAGAUAAAUAUCGAAAAAUGCCUGAAAUAACAAGUGAAGAAAUGAUUCAAGGAUAUAUUCCUUCACCUCGAACAUAUAUUACAAGUUCAACAAUUGUUUCACCAAGAGAACGACAAUCACAUCGUUUAACUCUACCUGAUUAUUGUAGUUUAUGUUUAACAGAUUAUAAUGGAAGUUCAGCAUGGAUUAAAUAUAAUGAAAGAAGAAUUGAACAAUUACAAAAAAGAAUUGAUUUAAUGUUACAAAUUGAUGAUAAUGAAGAAGCUGAAUUAUUAUUAUCAUUAUCAUCAUCAUCAUCAUCACCAAGAUAUUCAACAGUAGCUACUGUUUCACAACGUAUUGAUGAUAUACUUAUGAAAAAACCAAGAUCUCAUCGUUCAUUGAUACUUGAUCAUCAUGAUCGUACAACAGUAUCACCUCGUCGAUAUGACUAUCGUUUACCUUAUCGAUUGAAUCAAUCAUUACCAGCUACACCUCGUCAAUUAAGUCGAAACGGUACACGAUCAACAACACCAGUAUCAAAAUCUGUUCGAAUAUCAACUCGAUCCGUUCCACCAACACCUCGUACACAUCAAUCAUCAUCACCUUCACGACCGAUUGUAUCAAUAUUACGUCGUAGUAGUGUUCCAUCCAAACCUCGACCAUUAAAAUUAGCUGAACCAACACAUGUCUGGCGAAGUAAAGCUGAUGGAAAAUUAUAUUCUCUUAAACCAUUUAGUAUUCCACGAUAUUAUCGUUUAUAUAAUGAUGCUGGUUUUAAAGAAAUGUAUGAUUUUUCUCGUGUACAUGACACAUAUUCAGUUCCAGAUCGAACAAAUACAGAUGAUUAUUCAUCACUUUUAACAAAUUUUGUAUUAGAACAUCAACUACCAUCUCCAAUAAGAAGUGUAGCAUAG
Molecule: messenger RNA, 2553 nt
Organism: Adineta steineri
Lineage: Eukaryota; Metazoa; Rotifera; Eurotatoria; Adinetida; Adinetidae
Source: the annotation of a GenBank genome assembly